CAUUUUUUCUAGCCGGCUGGAUGUCGUAAGAGGCAGGCAGAUCUGGGAGCACCUCCCCUGUUAAGUAGCAGAUUGUGUGGAGAGUCUUCCCACUUGGAAAGAGGCUCUCCGACGCGUCUGGGAACCAAAAAGCCCUCUGAGCUUCUCUGACUCUGACUUCAACACCGGACCACCUCACAAACCCUUCUUCUCACAGAGACUUAAACCUUUUUUUUAUUUUUAAUUUCUUGAACCAAACCAAAGAAAUUCGACAGUCUCCUCUAUAGCUUCAUUCAUGUGCUGCUGAGCCAGAAGGAGCUGAAGAUGAAGAGCAGGCUGUCUCUGGUGGCUGCUGCCCUCCUGGCACUGCUGCUGUCCUCCUCUCAGGCCCAGGAUCAAGUCGACCCUCCGUCAGAUUUGAGGUUUAAGAUUUUAAAUGAGAACACGGUGCAAAUGAUCUGGAGCAAACCACAGUCGAGGAUACAGGGCUACAGAAUACAAGUGACCUCAGACACAGGAGAAAUAACAAAAGAACUUACUCUGCCUGCAUCUGCGACUAAGACCUCCAUCUCAGACCUGAGUCCAGAUGUGGUCUAUAUUGUAACGAUAUCUGCGUACGCCGGAUCAGAGUUGAGUCUGCCCAUCUCCGGCCAGAUCACACUUGAAUCAAGUGGCGGCACAAGAGGAACUUCCAAGAAACCAGACCCUUCAGAUUCAGUCAAAUGCUCUUUCAGUGCCAUCGCCGACGUGGUGUUCUUGGUGGACGGCUCCUGGAGCGUCGGCAGGCCCAACUUCAAACACGUCCGCAACUUCAUCUCAGCGGUGGCCGGCGCCUUUCAGAUCGGAGAGGAAAAGACCCGGGUGGGCGUGGUCCAGUACAGCAACGACGCCCGAACAGAGUUCAACCUCAUUCAACACCUGACCCGCUCGGCGCUGCUCCGCGCCAUCGGCUCGCUGCCGUACAAAGGAGGAGACACCUUGACAGGCGAUGCCCUCGAUUACCUCCUGAAGAACACUUUCACCGAGGCGGCCGGUGCCAGGAAGGGUUUUCCCAGAGUGCUGGUGAUCAUCACGGACGGCAAAUCUGAGGAUCCAGUGGAGAGUUACGCCAAGCAGCUCCAGAGCAGGGGCGUGGAGAUCUUUGUCCUCGGCGUCCAACAGGCGGAUGAAGAGGAGAUGAAGCUGAUGGCCUCAGAGCCGUACACAAGUCACGUCUACAAUGUCGCCAACUUUAACUCGAUCAAGAAUGUGCAGAAAGAGAUCAUCACUCAGGUGUGCGCUGGCGUUGACGAUCAACUCGGCUCACUCGUCAGCGGAGAAGAAGUCGUUGAGCCAGCCUCCAACCUCCAAGUCGUGGAAGUGGCCUCAAAGUCCGUGCGGUUGUCCUGGGACGCCUCCAUCGGAGAGAUUUCCGGAUACAAGGUGCAGAUGAUCCCCAUGAUGGCCGGCAGCAAGCGGCAGGAGCUGUACGUGGGCCCGACCCAGACCUCGGUGGUGGUCCGAGACCUUUCUGCAGACACAGAGUACCAGAUCAAUCUGUUCGCCCUGAGGGGCCUGACGCCCAGCGAGCCCGUCACGGUCAUGCAGAAGACGCAGCCACUUAAAGUAUCAGUGGAGUGCUCUCUUGGCGUUGACGUUCAGGCCGACGUCGUCCUCCUGGUUGACGGUUCCUACAGCAUCGGUCUGGCUAACUUUGCUAAAGUGAGAGCUUUCCUGGAGGUGCUGGUUACCACCUUUGACAUCGGGCGAGAUAAAGUCCAGAUCAGCUUGGUCCAGUACAGCCGGGACCCCCACACCGAGUUCCAACUGAACACUCAUCACGACCUUGCUGCCGUGGUCAAGGCCGUGAGGACCUUCCCGUACCGCGGCGGCUCCACCAACACCGGCAGGGCCAUGACCUACGUGAGAGAAAAGAUCUUCCAGGCCACCAAAGGAGCGCGCCCCAACGUUCCCCGCGUCACCAUCCUCAUCACUGAUGGGAAGUCGUCCGACGCCUUCCAGGAGCCCGCCACCAAGCUGAGGAACGCUGACGUGGAGGUCUUCGCGGUGGGCGUUAAGGACGCUGUACGAACUGAGCUGGAGGCCAUCGCCAACGAGCCCGCAGACACCCAUGUGUACACCGUCGAGGACUUUGACGCCUUCCAGAGAAUUUCCAAAGAACUCACGCAGUCCAUCUGCCUGAGGAUCGAGCAAGAGCUUCGCAAGAGACGACUGACCCAACCGAGGGCCCUGACCUUCUCAGAGGUCGGCACCAGGAGCAUCAGGACCUCCUGGGAGAUCGACGCCUCCAACGUCGAGUCCUACUUGGUUCAGUUCAGGCCGGCGGACGACGUUAACGGGCACUAUGUGUCCAUGUCUGUCCCCAGGGACGCACUCACCAGCGUCCUCCCCCACCUCUCCCCACUCACCCGCUAUGAAGUCAACGUUUAUGCUCAGUAUAACAAAGGGGACAGCCUGCCUGUGACCGGCUACGAGACCACGUUAGAAGAACUCGGCUCCGUGCAGAACCUGAAAGUAUCCGAAGAGACCAUCGACAGCUUCCGAGUGUCGUGGCAGCCGGCGCCGGGAGACGUCACUCGCUACCAGUUGACCUACGAACCGGCAGGGGAUGAGAGCGCGAGGCUGGAGACGACCACUGUCGGCACCGAGACCUCGAUCGUGCUGCAGGAACUUCUACCCAAAACCAGAUACCGCGUCACCGUCACUCCUGAGUACCCGUCCGGCUCCGGAGUCCCGCUGCAGAAUGAUGGCACCACCAAAGAAGCCAAAGGUUCCCCUCGUGACCUGAGGGUUUCCGACGAGACCGUGUCCUCCAUGAAGGUGUUCUGGGAGCCGGCUCCAGGUAACGUGCUCCAUUACCGCGUGGCGUACAGGCCCUCCGCCGGCGGCCCAAAGAAGGAAAUGUCGGUGAAGGGCGACAACAAGGCCGCCAUCCUGAAGAACCUGCAGCCGGGAACCCAGUACGACGUCUUCGUCAGCGCACGAUACCCGUCCGGCCUGGGCGACGCCCUGGAGGGACGAGGCACCACGCUGGAAGAGGUGGGAUCCCCUAAAAACCUGGUCACCAGCGACGUCACCGACUCCAGCUUCGCAGCGUCCUGGACGGCGGCACCUGGGAACGUGCAGACGUACCGCGUUCGAUGGAAGUCGCUGUUCUCGGAGGAGGUCGGGGAUAAAACGGUGCCGGGACACGAGACCAACACCGUGCUGGACGGUCUGAGUCCGGAGACGCUCUACCAAGUUUCUGUGGUCGCCGCCUACGACCAGAAAGACAGCGAACCGCUCACUGGGCAGGAAACCACUGAUGCCUCUGCUGCAGGUAAAAAGUUGACCGUGUCGGACGAGACCGAACGGACCAUGAAGGUCACGUGGACGCCGGCGCCGGGGAAGGUGACCCACUACCGGUUGAAAUACUUUCCCGUCACCGGAGGGAAAGAAGUGGCGCUCAAGAUCCCCGGGACGACCACCUCCUCCAUCAUGAAGCGCCUGCAGCCCUCGACCACGUACAACAUCACCGUUCACCCCAUCUACAAGCGCGGGGAAGGAAAAGCAAGGCAAGGAGUAGGAACGACAUUGUCGCCCUACAAGGCUCCCAGGAACCUCCAGACCUCAGAGCCCACCAAGAACAGUUUCAGAGUCUCCUGGGAUCACGCACCCGGAGAAGUUAAGGGCUACAAAGUGACCUUUCACCCCGAUGGGGAUGAUAUUGACCUGGGGGAGCUCCUGGUCGGCCCCUACGAUAACACAGUCGUUCUAGAGGAACUUAGGGAAGGAACAAAGUACUCGGUCUCUGUGUUUGGGAUGUUUGACGGAGGGGAGAGUAUGCCUCUGGCGGGAGAGGAGAAGACGACCCUCAUCGGCGCUACCGAGCCGCCUACCCUCGACCCCUCAGCAGAAACUCAGUGUAAGACCACGGCGAAGGCCGACCUCGUGCUGCUGGUCGACGGCUCCUGGAGCAUCGGACGCAUCAACUUCAGGACCAUCCGCAACUUCAUCACUCGCAUGGUCAGCGUGUUCGAAAUCAGCCCUGACAGAGUCCAGAUUGGUCUGGCUCAGUACAGCGGAGACCCGAAGACCGAGUGGCACCUGAACGCCCACCCGACCAAGGCGUCCCUGCUGGACGCCGUCAACAACCUGCCGUACAAAGGAGGCAACACCAUGACAGGAAUGGCUCUGAACUACAUCCUCCAGAACAACUUUAAAACCAACGUGGGGAUGCGUCCCGACUCCCGCAGAAUCGGCAUCCUGAUCACUGACGGAAAGUCGCAGGACGAAAUCAUCUCCACCUCGCAGAACCUGAGAGACAACAACAUCGAGCUCUACGCAGUCGGUGUGAAGAACGCCGACGAGAACGAGUUGAGGUCCAUCGCCUCUGACCCCGACUCCAUUCACAUGUACAACGUCCAGGACUUCAAGUUCCUGGUGGACAUCGUCGACGACCUCACCACCAACCUGUGUAACAGCGUCAAAGGUCCAGGAGGAGAACUGGAGGCGCCCACAGACCUGGUGACCUCGGAGCCGACCCACCGCUCCUUCCGUGCCACCUGGACGGCGCCCGGCGGCCCCGUCGACAAGUACCGCGUCACCUACGCGAUGGCGGCUGGAGGACCUACUGAGGAGGUGAUGGUCGACGGCUCGGUGAACACCGUAGUGCUGGAAGGCCUGAACUCCCUCACCGAGUACCUCGUCAAUGUCUACUCCGUGGUCAACGAGAUGAGCAGCGAGCCUCUGAGGGGCACCAAGACCACCUUGCCGCUGUCAGCAGUGACGAACAUGAUGGUUUACGACGAGACCUCGAGCACCAUGAAGGUGAGCUGGGACGAGGCCGACGGAGCCACAGGCUACAUGCUGCUGUACAAAUCCAUCAACGCCACCGAGCCUCAGCUGGAGCAGGAGGUUCGUGUUGGAGGAGAUGUGACUGCCAUCCAGCUGGAGAAGCUGAUCCCCAACACAGCGUACUCCAUCUCACUUUAUGCUCUGCAUGGAGAGGCUGCCAGCGAUCCUCUGGAGGGGACAGGAGUCACCUUGCCUGUACCUAGUGCCGGCGCCCUGACUAUCACUGAUGUCACUCACAGCUUCAUGAAGCUCACCUGGGACGCUGCUCCUGGAUCCGUCAUCAAGUACAUGAUCACCUACAAGCCAGAGGAGGGAGACCUGAAGGAGGACGAAGUCAACGGUGACAUCACCACGCUGGACCUGUCCAGCCUCCUCUCCCAGACUGAGUACGACGUGGCCGUCACCCCGUUCUACGACGAGGGACCCGGAUCCCCGAUGCUCCAAUCUGCCAUCACAGAUGUUGUUCCCGCCCCCAAAAACCUGCAGUUCUCUGAAGUGACCCAGACCUCGUUCAGAACCACCUGGGAGCACGGGGCCCCCGACGUGGCCCUCUACCGCAUCGGCUGGACUAAGAAGGGGGAGCAGGACCCCAAGUCUGCCAUCCUGAAUAGCUUCGAGACCUCCCACGUCCUGCCGGACUUGGACCCCGACACGGAGUACUCCGUCACCGUCACGGCCAUCUACCCCGACGAGUCGGAGAGCGAGGACCUGAUGGGAAAAGAGCGCACAUUGUUAACGGCUCCACUUGUGCCCGCUCAGCCUCCUCGAAACUUGAGGGUUUUCAACGCCACCACCUCCUCGCUAGCGGUGAAGUGGGACGCCGCCCCCGGCGCCGUCCAGAAUUACAAGAUCACUUAUAAACCCGCCACUGGAGGCGAGCCUCUCUCAACGCAGGUUGGAGGCAAGAAGACCAGCGUCGUCCUGCAGAAGCUGGAGCCCGACACCCAGUACUCCGUCACCGUGGCCGCCGUCUACCCCAACGGCGUCAGUAGAGACAUCAGUGGCGAAGGACAAACCAAGCCUCUGGGUGGAGUGAGGAACCUGCAGGUGUUGAACCCCACCAUGACCACCCUGAACGUACGCUGGGAGCCCGCCGACGGCCGAGUGAAGGAGUACAAAGUCAUCUACAUUCCCGCCGCCGGAGGAGCAGAGAGCAUGGAAACCGUGUCUGCAGGAACGACCAACACCCUCCUGAGAAGCCUGCAGCCCGACACCCUCUACACCGUCUCUCUGGUGCCGGUUUACGCCAGCGGAGAGGGAAAGAUGAUGUCUGAGAACGGAAAGACGAGGCCACUGGGAGGAGUGAAGAACCUGCGGGUGAUGGACCCCACCAUGACCUCUCUGGCGGUGAAGUGGGACCCGGCUGACGGAGCCGUUCGCCUCUACAAGGUCUUCUUUGUACCGACCGCUGGCGGCCCGGAGGAGAUGGAACAAGUUCCUACAGGAACCACCAACAUCAUCCUCAGGAACUUGCUGCCCGACACGCCGUACAAAGUGUCGGUGUUACCGGUCUACCCGGCCAGGGAGGGGAAACGCCAGUCAGAGAACGGAAAGACACUGCCUUUGGGCGGCGUGGGAACCAUGACGGUGACCAACCCGACCAUCACCACUCUCACCGUGAACUGGAGUCCUGCUGACGGCAACGUUCAGGGCUACAAAGUCAUCUACGUUCCUGUAGAUGGAGGAAUUACGCUUAUAGAGCAAGUGUCGGAGAGCACCACCAAAACCGUCCUGGAUAAGCUUCAACCGGACACCCGCUACACCGUCACCGUGGUCCCCGUCUACGCCGAGGGAGACGGACCGAGCCUGAAUGAAAACGGGAAGACUAAACCGCUGGGUUUCGCGAGGAACCUGCAGGUCACCGAUCCCACCACCAGCACCCUGAACGUCCGCUGGGAGCCCGCCGAAGGAAACGUACGCGAGUACAUCGUGACCUGGGUGCCCGCCGCCGGAGGAGACCAGGAAGUGGACCAGGUGUCCGGAUCCACCACCACCACCGUCCUGAAGCAGCUGGAGCCCAACACCGAGUACACCGUCUCCGUGGUGCCGAUCUACCACGAGAUGGAGGGCCAGUCGCGCUCCGCUAACGGGAAGACGAAUCCUUUCGGUGGAGUGAAGAACCUGAAGGUGAUCGAUCCGACCAUCAGCACCCUGACGGCCCGUUGGGAACCGGCGGUGGGAAACGUCCGCAACUACAAGGUCUUCUACGCCGCUCAACCCGAUGGAGAAGAACGAAUGGAGGAGGUGUCAGGAGGCACCACCACCACCAUCCUGAGGAACCUGGAAUCAGACACCGUCUACAGAGUGGCUGUUGUUCCCGUGUACCCGGACGUGGAGGGAAUACGGCAGGCCAAGACGGGAAAGACAAAGCCUCUGGGUGGCGUGAAGAAUCUUCAGGUGACCGACCCGACCACCAACUCUCUGAGGGUCCGCUGGGAGCCGGCGGAGGGCGACGUCAGGCAGUACCACAUCAUCUACGUCCCCAGCGGCGGAGGAGCCAAGAGCAUGACUCAGGUAUCUGGUAUGUCGACCAACACGGUGCUGAGAGACCUGCGGCCGGACACCGAGUACAAAGUGACGCUGGUGCCCGUUUACUCCGACACGGAGGGGAAACGCUCGACGGAAAAUGGAAAGACAAAGGCUCUGGGCGGCGUGAAGAAUCUGCAGGUCACCGACCCCACCACCAGCUCCCUCAAGGUGCGCUGGGAGCCGGCGGAGGGCAACGUCCGCCAGUAUCGCCUCUUCUACGUUCCUUCAACCGGAGGCGCCGAGGACAUGGAGCAGGUGUCGGGCGGCACCACCAACACCGUGCUGAAGAACCUGCUGUCGGACACUCCCUACACCGUGACCGUGGUCCCGGUUUACCCAGAGGGAGAAGGUCUACGCCAGUCCGACGAUGGAAAGACACUCCCACGCAUGCCACCCAGGAACAUCCAGGUGUACAACCCCUCCCCCAACAGCCUGAACGUGCGCUGGGAGCCCGCCUCGGGCCAGGUCCAGCAGUACCGGGUGGCGUAUUCCUCCCUGUCUGGAGUCAGACCCGUCGUCGAGUCGGUCCUGGUUCCAGGAAAUACUAACAACGCCUUCCUGGACAACCUGAUCCCAGAUACUCCGUACUCGGUCACCGUCUCGGCUCUGUACGCCGACGGAGAGGGAUCGCCGAUCAACAGCAAUGGCAAAACACUGCCGCGUGCCGGUCCCAGGAACAUGCGUGUGUUUGAACCCACCACCAGCACCCUCACCCUCAGCUGGGACCAUGCAGAGGGUCCCGUCAGGCAGUACAAGAUCUCCUACGCCCCCAUGACCGGAGACCCCAUCACCGAGUUCACGGUGGUUCCCGGGAACAGAAACAACGCCAGGCUGCAGAACCUGCUCCCCGACACCCCGUACAACAUCACCAUAGAGGCCGUCUACGCCGAGGGUCCCGGAGGGUCGCUCAAUGGAAACGGACGUACAAUCGGGAUGUUGAGUCCCAGGAACCUGCGUGUCUCAGAUGAGUGGUACACCAGGUUCAGGGUGGCCUGGGACCCAGUAUCAGCUCCAGUCCAGGGAUACCGACUCAUCUACGCUCCUGCAGGCUCGGACCAGCCCGUAGACUUCUUUGUGGGCGACGUGACGUCGUACACGCUGCACAACCUGCUGCCUGGAACCACCUAUGACCUGAAAGUGAUCGCUCAGUACUUCGGCGGCGCGAGUGGACCGCUGCCAGGGCAGGGAACCACACUCUACCUGAACGUGACCAACAUCGAGACGUACGACGUCGACCACGACAAGUUCUGCAUCAAGUGGACCGCUCACAGGGCGGCCACGUCCUACCGCAUCAAGCUCCACCCAGCGGACCCCUCCAGUAACGGACAGCAUGAGAUCACCAUCCCCGCCGGUGUGCCUCAGUACUGCUUCGACGGACUUUCUGAGGACGCUCUGUACACCGCCACCGUCUUCGUUCAGACGCCGAACCUGGAGGGUCCAGGAGUCAGCGCCAAAGAGAGAACAAUGGUGAAGCCAACUCCAGUUCCAACGCUCCCACCGACCCCAGCGCCUCCUCCCACCAUCCCCCCGGCAUGGGCAGUUUGCAGAGGUGCCAAAGCAGAUGUGGUGUUCCUCAUCGACGGCUCCUGGAGCAUCGGCGAGGACAGCUUCACCAAAGUCGUGCACUUUGUCUCCGGCAUGAUUUCUGCCUUCGAUGUCGUUGGACCGUCAGGGAUGCAGGUGUCCUUCGUUCAGUACAGCGACGACGCAAAGACCGAGUUCAGGCUGAACGCUUAUAAAGACAAAGGCAUCGCCAUGUCUGCACUUCACCUCAUCCGCUACAAGGGAGGAAACACCAAGACAGGAGUGGCGCUAAAACACACCUAUGAGAAGGCCUUUUCUAUUGCGAAUGGGAUGAGGAGAAACGUCCCCAAGGUGGUCGUCACGAUCACAGACGGACGCUCUCAGGACGAGGUGAAGAAGAACGCCGCCAAGCUGCAGCACGCAGGUUACAGCGUUUUUGCCAUCGGCGUCGCCGACGUGGACUUCGUGGAGCUGCAGGAGAUCGGCAGCAAACCCAGCGACAGACACGUCUUCGUCGUGGACGACUUUGACGCUUUCGACACCAUCAAAGAAAACCUGAUUACCUUCAUUUGUGAAACCGCAACUUCCUCGUGUCCGCUGAUCUUCCUGAAUGGAUUUACGUCACCUGGCUUCCGGAUGCUGGAGGCGUUCAACCUGACGGAGAAGACCUACGGCUACGUUAAAGGCGUCUCCAUGGAGCCGGGCUCCUUCAACAGCUACACGGCGUACAGACUCCACAAGAACGCCUUCCUGACUCAGCCCACAACAGAGAUCCACCCUGACGGUCUCCCCCACGCCUACACCAUCAUCCUGAUGUUCCGCCUCCUGCCCGACUCGCCCAGCGAGCCCUUCGACAUCUGGCAGGUGUCAAGCAAAGACCACAAGCCAGAGACCGGCGUCACCAUCAACCCCUCCAGACAGACGGUGUCCUUCUACAACAAAGACACCAGCGGGGAGAUCCAGAGGGUCACGUUCGACAACGAUCGAGUGAAGAGGAUCUUCCACGGCAGCUUCCACAAGCUCCAUAUCCUGGUUUCAUCCACCGGAGUCAAACUCAACAUCGACUGCCAAGAAGUGGCCGACAAGGAGAUCAAGGAGGCUGGAAACACGUCCAGCGACAGCUACCAGGUUCUGGGCAAGAUGUCCAAGUCCGUCGGCUCCAAAGGACAAUCAGCAACUUUCCAGCUCCAGAUGUUCGAUAUUGUCUGCAGCUUGGGCUGGACCAGCAGGGACAGAUGUUGUGACCUCCCGUCUAUGAGAGAUGAGCUGAAGUGUCCGUCUCUUCCCAACUCCUGCACCUGUACGUCAGCCGGCACCGGGCUGCCAGGAACUCAGGGACCCGUGGGCGCGCCCGGCAGCAAAGGUCCCCGAGGUGAAAGAGGAGAGGCCGGUCCAGUCGGACCGAUCGGCCCGCGGGGAGAUAACGGACCACCUGGACCCAUGGGUCUGCCCGGCCCACAAGGACCCAGCGGCCUGUCGAUUCCCGGAGAGGCGGGCCGCCCCGGACCAAAAGGAGAACCCGGCGACUCGGGCUUACCGGGACAGAAAGGUUCACCUGGACCUCGAGGUUCUGCCGGCCCCAUCGGACCAGCUGGAGUCAGGGGCCCUCAAGGAAAGGAAGGAACAGCAGGACCCAGAGGCCCCGCAGGGCCCAUGGGACCUCCAGGAUCUCCCGGAGCAUCAGGUGGUGCAGGAAAACCAGGAAACCCCGGAGACUCUGGGACUCCUGGCGCUGUCGGUCCAAAGGGAGACAAAGGAGAGAGAGGCGACUUUGCUCCUCAGAACAUGAUGCGAUCGAUCGCCAGACAAGUGUGUGAGCAGCUAGUGACCGCACAAAUGACUCGCGUCAACACGUUACUGAACCAGAUCCCCAACGGCAUGCAGCGCAGCAACAGCCCGGGCCCUGCUGGGCCGCCCGGAACCAGCGGCAGGCAGGGACCCCGCGGAGAGCCCGGCGCCGCGGGAAGGAACGGUUUCCCCGGAACUCCAGGUUCACAAGGCCAGCAGGGAGAGAGAGGUCCUGCAGGAGAGAAAGGCGAGCGAGGAACGUCAGGAGUCGGACAGAAAGGACUGAGAGGACCUGCUGGUCCACCAGGAGAAAGCAGGACAGGAUCCACCGGUCCUCCGGGCUCCGGCGGACCUCGCGGUCCCCCCGGACGUCCAGGAUACGCCGGAGUCCGCGGGCCCCCCGGACCCUCCGGAUACUGUGACUCCUCUCAGUGCGUCGGUAUUCCUUACAACGGGCAGGGAUACGGAGGUUAGACUUUCUAUUCCGCCUGUGCUGCUUUCACUGACAUCCUGAAAAAAAACAAAGUCCUGUAACUGAAACACUUGCUCACACGCUCUAGAGCUGUUUAGACGGAUAACCGCCGAAGGAAACCAUUAACAAACAACAACACGACAACAAAGAGGGAAACUAACAACGACUCACAGCCAGUAGAACAAAAGCACCGCCACCGCCACCGCCGGCAGCGGCAGCAGCAGCAGCAGCAGCGGUGACGGCACCGACCCGUUUAGUGGCACCGACCCGUUUAGUGGCCUGUUUGCAUCUUGAAGACCAGACACAGAACCGUUGUGUUCAGUGGAGGAGCAUGCACCCAGCAACAACAACAACAACAACAACAACAACAACAAACACAUACUAACAACAGAGACGCUGUGCAGCAUCACCAGCAACAACAACAGCAGCAGCAGCAGCAGCUCUGUUAACAACAUCUCUCCUCACGUCACCUGUAAAUAAACUAAUGUGUGCCUUGUAAAUGAUGUUUGAAUCAAGUCCACUAAAUUUAGUUUUUAACAUCUGUAGUUUUGAAGCUUGUGCCUUGCGAACCAACAACCUGCUGCUUGCUGAAUGCCAACAACAACGCCUCUUUUUAAUGUACUGGUUUUUAUUUUUCCUGCCGAUGUGUGUUAGUAGCUGUUUUAAACUGCUCAGGGCCAAACCGAAUCACUUCUACACAUGUGACCCCGGACAGUUAGAUUAGACCACUCCAUCUUCACUCCCCAAACCAGCUAUACUGUAUCUGUAUGUUCUAUCAAAUACUAACAAUGCAAUCCCACAGAAGUUUCUGCAGGCUGGUGGUAGAAGAACUUGAAUUUUAGAUAGAAAUGUUUUGUUGUUUUAUUUUGUAAAUGAGUUGUAGAGAAAGGAUAGCGUUGAGAGACUAACACCUGAACUUCUAACAUCAAUGAAAAGGGAAAACAGCACUGAGAUGAUCAGCAGGAGCGUGUCCAACCUGAUCCCCCCCACACACACACACACACUAAAGCUCACAGCUGAUUGGUUAAUUAGUUAAUUAGUCAAUCAUCAAAGUUGAAAUCUAUUCCUUAUUUAGCUUUCUUUUAGCAUCAAUAAUUAAAAAAUCUAUUUAAAUAUAUUAUGAAAUCUUAUCCUGAUUGUAAGUUAUUAAUAACCUCACAAAAAAACGCAAUCAAAAUCUUUCUAUAGACAUUUAAUCCUGAGAAAGACGAGACUAACUAGUGACAGAAUGACGGCGUAUUAGGGGCCAUUGUAAAUUAAAAAAAAAAAAAAAGAAAAAGAAAAUGACGGAUAGACGAAUAGAGAUUAAAGUCGUAAAUUUACAAGAAAAAAAAAAUGAAAUCAGGAUGUCGUCUUCUUCUUAAUUGGCCCAAUUCACCGCCAUGACUCUUCAAAGUCCAGAUGCUGAUGAUAAUCUGGUGAUUCUGGUCUAAAAUCACGGGUAUUUUCUGAUUGAUCAAUCUGAUUACAGUGUUUAAUUUGAUGAGGUCAUCCGCUAGAGGCUGCGGCGGCGGCGUCUCUGGUUUGAUGAGGAUGACUCAACCUUACAAAGUGAAGCGACAAAAAAAACACAUUUUCCAAGGUUUUUUUCUUCAUUUUUUUCUUCUUUAAUCUUAGAGCAUUUCAUAUUUAUUUCUCGCAAAUUUUUGAGUUAAUAAUCUCAGAGAAUAUUUGGUACAAUUAUGAGAAAAAAAAUCUAAAAAUUACGAGAAAAAAAAAACUCACCUUAAUCUCGGAUACAAAUUUCAGAAAUGUACCACCCCUGCACAGUUAUCAUGUAUUUAUUUAUUUUUUACAAACAAUGGCCCUGAUACGCCGUCUUAAGUAAGAGAUGUACAAUUGACUGUUUAAUUAAAAAGGAGAACGUAAUGUAUGAUAUCAUAUAUGUACAAUAUAAUCACAAUUUUAUCAUUCAAAGAUUCUUUAUAAAGCGAAGAUGCUGUACCACCAAAGGUUGUGGCUUGAUAGCAUUCAAUCCUCAUUAAAUCUAAUUAGCUUUCAACAUUUGACGAUAACUAAAGUCAUAAAUAACUAAAAAAGGCAAAGAUCUGUGAUCAUCUUUUGUUGUCUGGGAAGGCCGAAACUGUUUGAGCGUCAAAUACAUUUUUACAAAAAAUGUGAACUACACUGCAUAAUAUAUGAAAUAUUAAGUUUCUCACACGUGAAAAUAAUAGUUGUAGCCUGCUAAAUAAAAUGACUUUAUCAAGUAACUGAUCAAAGUUGUUGCCGUCGAUGGACUUAUUGCCUCUAGUUAGAUUUACACAUGUUGGUGCAUCAGCAUGCAGUUAAAUGCAGAAACGGUUUAAAAUACAGAUAAAUGAACAAACCUCCUACUGUAGUUCCUCCACCAAUUGAUUUAGGAACAAGGUAUCUCAGCCAAACUAAUGUUGAUAGCUUCAUUUGUUAGUUUUUUAUGGUCCACAAUAAUUGCUUCUUCCUGUUUUAGAAGACAUUUGUAAAUUAGUGGGUGAACAAUUGGAUUAAAUUGGAGUGAAACAGCUGCUGUAUGACGAGACAAACCUCCCCAAGCAUCCAGAGGACACGCCCCUGCUGCUCACUAACCAUCUGUAUCGGUGCUUUAGCCAGCAGUCACGUAGAUAAACAACAUUUCAGCCCGUUCUUUUUGUGCAUGUUGAGACAAACUGAGAAACUUAAUGCUCAAAUGGCCCAAACGAUAUCUCCCGAGCAGGCCAAUAUCCACCUGACCCCGACACCCGGGUAGUCCCGGACCCCGAGGAGGACGAGCUGUCGCAAAACCAGCGUCGAAAGAGAUCGCUAUCAAGGAAGGCCUCCGACAGGCUAUCAUCAUAAGACACACCAUGUUCUCUGUUUCUUUAUUUUUCUUGUUCAACCUGUGUUUGGAUUUAUGCACAUUAUUACACGCAACAACAACAACAACAAAAAAACGGGGUUUGACAUCUCGACUUUAUUGGAAAACACCUUUAAAUGCCUUAAAACGUAUGUGAAUAUUCAUUUUUGUGGCAGGUGAAGGGUUGAGACGGAGGGGAGGGAGUUCGGAAGAAAAAAAACAUGUUAAGAAUCCAUAAAAAAACAAACCUGUGAGCUUUCUUAUUCCAACUUGUGUCUUUUUGCUUGUAACAUAUUUGCAUCCAGUUUGUAUUAACUAGCAGUGUUGAACAGUGCACCCGUUGUAACAAAGAUAAAGAAAGACAAUGUUUGUUCACAGAGUCGGGACACCACAGUUCAUCCAGUAUAAUCCUUCUCAUUCAGUCUCAUUAUGGCAGUUAAACACAGCUUUCAUUUUGUAUCUCUAAACUUGAUAUUUAUCAGUUUUCCUUUUAUUCCGUCACAGCUAAUUUUAACAAAGUAAAGGUGGAAUUGCAUGUCUGUGGUGUAUAUUUAGUACAUGUUUUUUGUUACAUUUUGUUUUAACCAGAAUAUAGUUGUUGUCAUUCUUGUCAUUCUCUCAGUAUCGAAUGCAGUCGAAGACUAUGGAAGUGGUAUUGCUGCUUCAUGUUUGAACUGCAGAUUGUGAAUUCCACAGCCUUAUUUUCUUAUUUAUUUCUGAAAACAGAAGAGGCAUUUUUCAAUAAAACUACUGAAAAUUUA
Molecule: messenger RNA, 14698 nt
Organism: Sebastes umbrosus (honeycomb rockfish)
Lineage: Eukaryota; Metazoa; Chordata; Actinopteri; Perciformes; Sebastidae
Gene: col12a1b
Product: collagen, type XII, alpha 1b
Exons: 78
Coding region: 304-11130 (3608 amino acids)
Molecular function (GO): protein binding
Source: RefSeq, a predicted model, not a curated record